Messenger RNA from Labrus bergylta (ballan wrasse), 3498 nucleotides. Its product is annotated as CD166 antigen homolog A. Gene Ontology annotation, cellular component: plasma membrane. The record is from RefSeq and is a predicted model, not a curated record. Gene Ontology annotation, biological process: cell adhesion. Lineage: Eukaryota; Metazoa; Chordata; Actinopteri; Labriformes; Labridae.
UACCUGUUCCUCCAGAACUGAUGCGAGCGCGUGUUAGUGAGCACAUGCCACGUUGAGAGAAGAGCCAAGUCUGAACUGAAACUGUCUUUUCAGGUAGCAGAGGCUCGCGAGGACCAUUAAUAAUCAAAACCACCUCUAACAAAAAGAAAAAAACCUCUACCAAGUGGUUUAUUACGCACCUCUGAAACAAAUUGAGGACCUGAGAGUCGCGAGGAUGCACUUGUUGUCCGCCAGCUGCGUGUCUGCCCUCCUCGUCUCCGCUUUCCUCUGCCAAGUCAGCGGUUUUGAGACUGUUAUCGGCCUGUACGGGGAGACACUUGAGAUCCCAUGCAACAAUGGAGCCGUAAAAGAUGAAGACGUCCUGCUCCUUAAAUGGAAAUAUGACAAAGGACAGGGAGUUUCAGGAGACCUGCUGGUCAAACAGAAAAACCAGAAUGUCUCAAUCAGCGCCACUGAUGAAUAUAAGGGCCGUGUGAGCCUGGCUGCAAGCUCCAGCCUGCUGCUCUCUGCGGCCACGCUGAGUGACCAGCGCACUUUCACCUGCAUGGUGGUCGCUUCUGCAGACAUCUCAGAGUACCCUGUUACUGUGGUGAUCAACAAGAUGCCGACAGAAGUGGAGAUUCAUGACAAAGCAGAGGAGCUUGAGAUUGGAAAACUUACUAAGCUGGGCACUUGUGUCGCAAAAGAUGCAAACCCAGCAGUAAAUAUCACAUGGUUAAAGAACAACAAACCCCUGGUGGCUGAUGAGGAAGGGGUUUCCAUCCAGGCCUCGUUGCUUGUAGACCCUGCUACUGGCCUUGUGACUACCACCUCCAUUCUGGAGUACUCGGCUAAAAAGGAGGACACGGACGCCCAGUUCAGCUGCAGCACUCAGCAAAUUGCGGGCACAGAGCUGGUGUCCUCUCCCGUGACCUUCAGUAUAACCUUCUCCACAGAGAACAUCGCACUUAAGGUCAUUGCUCAGGACCCUUUGGUGGAAGGAGACAAUGUGACUCUGAAGUGUGAGGCUGACGGUAACCCAGCGCCUACCAGCUUUAACUUCCAUCUUAAGGGCGAAGCGGUGAAAGUGGAAAACACAGACAGUUACACCAUCAUGAAAGUCUCACGCAACUCCUCUGGUGAAUAUAAAUGCUCUCUUGUUGACGACCCAACAAUGGAAGCAACUGUGGACAUCACAGUACAAUACCUGGACAUCAAUUUAAGCCCCUCUGGAGAUAUCGUCAGGAGUGCUGGUGGGACCUUGGAUCUUAAUCUUAAGAUUGAUGCUUCUGGAGACACAAAGGUCUCCUGGACAAAGGACAAUGUGAAACUUGACAAAGAGCCAAAGUUUAGCAAGGUGAAUUACGCACACUCUGGUCGUUACGAGUGUGAGGUGACAUUGGGUCUGCUCAGCCGAAAGGUUUCUUUUGAGCUGGCUGUUGAAGGUGCUCCAGUUAUCAAACAUCUGACCAAACGGCGCAGGGAUGAUGGCAAAUACAAAGUCCUGAUGUGUGAGGCUGAAGGUUCACCAAAGCCAGCUGUUUCCUGGAGCAUCAACGGCACCUCGCCCAGUGAGAGUGACUAUGUCAACGGAAAGAUCACACACACGAUCCAAGUGGUGCCCCAUGCAAACCUGACUGUUUCUUGCACUGUAUCCAACGAGUUUGGCGUGGAUACCAAAGCUAUAAAUGUGUCAUCUUUAAAUGAGGAGGUGAGAAUGGAUAAACAAGACUCUUCAGACGACGGCGACCAAACAAAGCUGGUGGUUGGAGUUGUAGUUGGUCUUCUGGUUGCCGCCAUUGUUUUAGGCCUGGCGUACUGGGUCUACACCAAGAAAUCCAAGCAAGGAAGCUGGAAGACCGGUGAAAAGGAGGACGGGUCUUCCGAGGAGGAGAAAAAACUGGAGGAGAAAGUUGAAGAAAAUAACCAAAAAGCUGAGGUGUAAAGAAACAGCAACCAUCCUUAGGGAAUGUGAAAGUGAAAACAUGGAACUUUUGCACAUUUCUCUUCACCUCUGUCUUUAGGGGGGGAAAAAAAAUUGAGUGUACAUUGGGAUGAAGACGGUUUGGAUUUGGUUUCAGGGAGAAUUUUACUAAAAAAAGCAUAUCCAAACAAACCCCCCGAACCCCUUAAACCCACCAUUCCUUAAAAAAGAAAACUGAAUGGAUACUGUACGUUAAAUACAUAAUUUGUCUGCACUACUGAUACAUGUGUAAACCUGUCAACUAUUAGGAUUCAUGUUUGUUAUAAUGGAAUUUGGGAAACUGCUGGCUUUUGUUGAUUUAAUUAGUUGAUGAAAGUAAAUACUACUAGACCAGUUGCCUUUGCUGUAAGGACGUGUAGGCUGCCAUUAGUCUGUGCUUGACUCUUUAACAUCCCCACUUUUACAUUUUAGUCUAAACAACCUCUGCCUUCAACAUCACUGUACUGAACCUGUUCAUUUUGUCAUAUUGUUCAUUUAGGUGUAAAAAUCACGUUGAUAUUGAGAUGAAAUUCCUGAAAGGGCUAAGGGUAUAUUGUGAUACUCAGCGUUAGUUGAUAGACGGUUGUAUGAUUUACAUGAUGCAUUGCAGGAAGUAGCUGAUGUGCCACAGAGUUCUUUGGUGUUACAUGAUUUUUGUUUUUUUUGUUUUUCGUUCAUCAUGUGUGCGUCCUUUUCUUCAAAGUAACGAGGAGAGGAGAAUUCUGUUUUCAAAUGUACUGUACAUUCAACAUAACCACUGUAUAACACAAGCAGGUAGAUUAUUAAGAGAAUGUAAAGCAUAGCUCAUUUUACUGUCUGACAUAAAGACAUUCUUUCUCAUGCUUCUUUUAAAUGCUUAAGGAUUCUUUUUUUUUUUUAUCGUGAAUUCUCCACCAGUGUUGAGGUAUGAUUGUUUAAUGUGAAGUUUAUUGUGAAUACAUUUUUUUUUUGUAAUACAACUCAAAGAGAGGGCGAGGUGUCCCGUCUCUAAGUAGCCGUUAUAUGUUUGCCUUCUUUUGAAAAUCUACCUGGACUUCCGUUUUUUUGAUGUGCACUAGCAUUCAUGUUUUCAUGUCAGGUUUGUGUAGAAUACAAUGGAAUACAAGCAGCUGUACAUGUCACAUUGUUGGUCCUUUAGGAGCAUUUACAACAUUUGGAAAAAUGGAUCAAUACCAGGAUGUCAUUGUGAAGUUUGUGAUUUUAUUUUUCUCUUUUAGCUAUUUAUAUUGUGCAAGAUAAAAAAAAAAAAAAAAAACAUCCUGGUAGGCAAAAUUCUAUCAUCAUAACUUGGAUUUAAAUUGUUGGUUAAUUGCUUGCAGACUUUGCAAACUAGAAAUAAGUUGUGAGUCAUGAGUAGGUUGCUCGGCGUCUGGUUGAAUAUAGAUUCAGCAUGUGAUCAUUUCAGACCUCCAAGCUGCUGUUUGUUGCCUACAUUGUUGAAAACCAUCAAAUUGGAAGAAUGACCAAAGAACGUGAACAUUGCCAUGCAAGUAUUGUAAAUACCUGAUGUUUGUUUUUGUACUUUUGUUUAAAAUAAAGUGUACAUUUGGAAAAGA